Molecule: messenger RNA, 9742 nt
Organism: Protobothrops mucrosquamatus (brown spotted pit viper)
Lineage: Eukaryota; Metazoa; Chordata; Lepidosauria; Squamata; Viperidae
Gene: COL6A3
Product: collagen type VI alpha 3 chain
Molecular function (GO): serine-type endopeptidase inhibitor activity; protein binding
Source: RefSeq, a predicted model, not a curated record
UGUUCAGAAUCCCAGCUUCCUCUCCUUCACUGUGGAGAAAAGCACCAGGGGGAACCAGGGACGUUUAGCAAAACGAGAAGAUGAGUUUAAUGUGCAGAUAAUUCCUUCAAUAAGGUCCUGGAAUUCUUAAUUCUACAUUUACUCAGGGAUCUAAAACUGGUGCUUUGAAAAGCUAACCAACUCAUAAUCAAACAUAAUGAAGAAGUAUCACCAUUUGAUUUUUGCAACAAUCUGUUGUCUUUUACUCUCAGGCAAUCAUGAGGCUGAUGCACAGCAGAAAGAAACUACACAAGAAUCUGCUGACAUUAUUUUCCUUAUUGACGGAUCAAAGAACGGCGCUGUCACUUUCUCAGCCAUUCGUGAUUUCAUUGCAAAUUUAAUUGAAAGACUCUCAGUUGGAGCUGAGCUCAUACGCAUUGGGGUGGUUAUGUUUAGUGAUGAACCCAGAACUGUAUUCUCCUUGAACAGCUACACCCAAAAAGUUGAUAUUCUAGAGGCAGUGAAGGCCCUUAGUAUUCUUGGUGGCGAGGAAGCUAAUAUUGGAGAUGCUCUUGAUUUUGUCAUGCAAAACCACUUCACCCACUCAGGAGGCAGCAGAAUAGAGGAAGGUGUGCCACAGAUUUUAGUGCUCAUAAGUAGCAUUGAGUCUAGUGAUGACAUAAGAGAAGGAGUUUUAGCCAUGAAGCAAGCUAGUAUAUUCUCAUUUUGCAUUGGGGUCCAAAAUGCUGACAAUGCAGAGCUUCAGCAAAUAGCUACUGAUGCAAGCUUCAUAUUUACUGCCCUGGAUACACGUAACCUUGGUGAACUUCAAGAACUCUUACUGCCAAACAUUGUUGGAGUGGCCCAAAGACUCAUUUUGUUAGAUGCCCCAACUAUUCUUACAGAAGUUGUUGAAGUCAAUAAGAGAGACAUAGUCUUCCUGAUAGAUGGUUCUACUGCAUUGGGAUCCGCCCCCUUUAAUGCAAUUCGUGAUUUCGUGGCCAAAAUCAUCAACAGAAUGGAAAUUGGACCAGAUCUCAUUCAAGUUGCAGUGGCACAAUAUGCAGAUUCUGUAAGACCAGAAUUUUAUUUUAAUAGCUUCCAGACGAAAAAAGACAUUGCCACCAAUGUUAGGAAAAUAAAACCAAUGGGUGGUACUACACUUAAUACAGGCUCGGCAUUGCGGUUUGUUAAAGACAACUUCUUCACCAGCGCCGCUGGAGCCAGGAUUGAUGAAGGUGUCCUUCCCAUGUUGAUUCUGAUCACUGGGGGUGUGUCCAGAGAUGAUGUUGUCCAACCAACGCAAGAAAUUAAAAAGAAUGGCAUCGUGGUCCUUGCUGUGGGAGCCCGAAAUGCUGACCGUACCGAACUUGAAAAAAUUGCCUACGAACCAAGCCUGGUUUUCACCCCCACAGAAUUCCGCACAGUUGCACUAACAGUCAUCAUUCCUGAUGUUUUGUCAUCUAUAAGGUCACUCCCUAUAAAAAUUUGGGAAAUACCAUCAACAGAAGGUAAUUUCUUUGUAACCAAAAGAGAUAUCGUCUUUCUUUUGGAUGGAUCAGUCAACGUUGGAAAUACCAACUUCCCAUAUGUCCGUGACUUUCUUGUGAACCUAGUUAAUUCCCUUGAUGUUGGAAUUGAUGAUGUACGAAUCGGCCUAGUGCAAUUUAGCGAGAACCCCAAAACAGAAUUCUUUUUAAACUCCUUCCUAACCAAGGCAGAUGUCCUUUCUCGUCUGAGGCAGUUGAGACUGCAAGGGGGGUCAAUUCUGAAUUCAGGAGCUGCACUAGAUUUUGUGCGUUCCAAUCACUUCACUGAAACAGGUGGGAGCAGGAAAGAUGAGAAUGUCCCUCAAGUGCUAGUCUUCCUUGCGGCAGGGCCAUCUGCUGAUGCCUUCCAAGAUGCCGCCAAUGCCUUAGCUCGUGCGAGAGUGCUCACCUUUUGUGUUGGGGUUAGGAAUGCCAAACUGGCAGAACUUCAGCAGAUCGCAUUUAAUCCACAAAUAGUAUAUUUUAAGGAUGAAUUCAGCUCUCUGCCAGCUUUACCACAGGAAAUGAUUAGUCCACUAACAACAUAUGUUAGUGGAGAUGUGGAAGAAAUUACGAUCACAUUAACAGAAAACAAGAUUGAUAUUUUAUUUUUGAUUGAUGGCUCAAUGAACGUGGCUGGCCAGUUUCCUGCUGUUCGAGAGUUUGUGUUCCAAAUUAUUUCUGACCUGACUGUGGGGCCAGAUGCUGUACGAGUAUCUGUAGCACAAUUUAGUGACAAUGUAAAUGUGGAGUUCAACUUUGAUGUCCCAUCCAAGAUAGAAAUCCUUCAGAAAGUAAGAAAGAUGAGGAUGAAAGGAGGAAGGCUACUGAACAUUGGAGCUGCACUAGAUUAUGCCAUAAAAGACAUCUUUGUGAGACAUGCUGGGAGCAGGAUUGAAGAAGGCGUGCCACAAUUUCUGGUUCUUCUUGUGGCUGGGAGAUCAGAUGAUAUUGUGGAUGAAAGUGCUGAUACCCUGAAACAAACUGGUGUGAUUACUUUUGUUAUCCAAACCAAAACCUCUGAUCCGGUUGAAUUAGAAAAGAUAGUUUAUGCUCCUCAGUUCAUUCUAAAGGCUGAUACCCUUUCUCAAAUUGGAGACAUACAACCCGAAAUAGUCAAUCUGUUGAAAACCAUAGAACUUAAACCUCAAGCUCAGAAGAAGAAUGAUGUAUUUCUAAUAGAUGGUUCAGAUGGCUCCAGAAGUGGUUCCACAUAAUUUAAUACUUUUGAACAAAGAAUUGCUGAUAGUCUGGAAAUUGGUCCUGAUAAAGUCCAGGUUGCUAUGACCCAGCACAGUGAUACUAUCAACUUAGAGUUCCUUCUGGAUGAAUAUUGUGACAAGAUUGAGGUGAUCAAGGUCAUCCAGAGAUUAUUUCCUAUGGGCUCUUCACUUAACAUAGGGGCAGCCCUUAAUUACGUGUUCCUGAGCCCACCUGGAAGCAGGAUACCUGAAGGUGUCCCAUAGUUCUUGAUUCUGCUGACAGCUAAAAAGAUAAGAGAUUAUGUCAAAAAGGCUUCCUUAUAUCUGAAGAGUCUUUUUAGCAUUGGCAUUGAAAAUGCAGAUGUCACUGAGUUGCAGACAAAUUAUUUUGUUGCUGAAUUUGCUGUCUUUGUUUUUGGUAUUAGUGAACUGAAUACUUUACAGCAACUCAUUUCAGUCACCCAACUGACCAGAGCAGAAAUAGAAGCUUUGGCCCCUCAGCUGAUUUUUUCACCACUUGGUCUAGAUACAAAGAAAGACGUUGUUUUCCUUAUUGAUGGCUCUCAGUUUGCAAUUUCUGAGUUCCCUUCAAUUUGUGAAUUUAUCGAACGGCUUGUAAACAAUAUGAAUGUGGGUUCAGAUGCUACUCGAGUAGCUGUAAUUCAGUUCAGUGAUAAUCCUAAAGUUGAAUUUUUACUGAAUGAACAUUCUACCAAGGAGGAGGUGCUGGCUGCCGUGAGAAGACUAAGUCCCAGAGGAGGGAGGCAAGUGAACCUUGGUUCUGCCCUAGAAUAUGUGUCAAAGAAUAUCUUUACAAGGCCUUCUGGGAGCCGCAUAGAGGAAGGAGCACCUCAGUUUUUAAUCCUUCUUUAUUCCCACCGAUCUCAUGAUGAUACAGAGAACCCAGUACACCUGAUCAAACAGAUUGGUGUGGCUCCGCUUCCUAUUGGAAAGAAUGUGGAUCCUGAGGAACUGAUCAAAAUAGCACUUGGUCCUGAUUAUAUAUUUCAAGUGUCAACUUACCAAGAUCUACCUAGUCUGGAACAGAAAAUAUUAACCCCUCUUACAACAUUAACUACCCAGCAGAUACAAAAAAUCAUUACUGAUACAAGUCGCCCUCCAGACAUUGAUAGUGAAGCAAAGGACAUCAUCUUCCUUGUUGACAGCUCUGAUGAUGUCAGACCAGAUGGACUUGCUCACAUUCGUGAUUUCAUUUACCGGAUUGUCCAGCAACUAGAUAUCCAACCAAGCAGAGUGAGAAUUGCUGUUGUCCAGUUUAGCAAUGAAGUGUUUCCAGAGUUCGACUUAAAAGCCUACCUGACCAAAGAGAGUGUGCUACAAGCCAUACGGCGCUUAAGACACAAAGGCGGUUCUCCCCUGAAUGUUGGGAAAGCUCUGGACCAUGUCAUGAAGACUCUCUUUAUCAGAUCAGCAGGGAGUAGGCGAGAAGACGGAGUCUCCCAGCAUUUAGUCCUCUUGCUUGGAGGGAGAUCCCAGGAUGAUAUCAGCAGGCCUUCCAUUCUGGUGCAGAACUCUGGGAUUAGUACUCUAGGAGUUGGAACAAGACAAGUUGACAGUGCGGAAUUGCAAAGGAUCAUCAGCAAUCCCAAAACUGCAUUUAUUGUGAGAGAUUUUACUGAGCUCCCAGCAAUAGAAAAGCGUGUCCUUGCAGCAAUUAAGACAGAACCAGAGCCAACUGAACUGCCUACUGAUGUUAUCACUGUUGAUAAAAAACAAGGUGAUAUUGUCUUCUUGCUGGAUAGCUCUAUUAAUUUUGGGAGAGACAAUUUCCCCAAUGUUGUUGAAUUUAUACAUGACUUAAUUGAUGCUAUUUAUGAUGAAGGCGAUUCCAUUCGAGUUGGCUUAGUGCAAUACAACUCUGAUGUGAGUGAUGAAUUCUUUCUGAAGGAUUUCUCUGACAAAGAACAUAUCUUAGAAGCAGUGAAGAAGAUAGCCUACAAAGGAGGCAGAAUUGCCAAUACAGGAGCAGGUGUCAAGCAUAUCCAAGUAAAACAUUUUGUGAAGGAAGCUGGCAGCAGGAAAGACCAGAAUGUCCCUCAGAUUGCUGUCAUUGUAACAGCAGGAAAGCCAGAAGAUGAUGGAGAGGCAGCAGUCUUAGGGCUGUCUCAGUCGGGUGUCAAGGUCUUUGCAGUUGGUGUGAAAAACAUUGACCUGAAUGAAAUUACAAAGCUCUCCAGUGACAGCACAACAGCCUUUAGGGCUUCAACGCCCCAGGUCCUCUCAGAGCUCAAUGAGGCUGUUCUGGUGACCCUGAAUGAUGUCAUGAGAGAACAAUUAUGUCGUGGUGUGGUGGAAGUCUCCAGAGAUUGCAAUCUGGAUGUUAUAUUUGGAUUUGAUGUCUCAGGUACUGUACAAGGGCAAAACAUAUUCAGUGUACAAAGAAUGCUGGAAUCAAUAGUGGAAGAUAUUCUGAACAGGAUCAGUCAAAUGCAGAAAAUUAGCUGCACUCCCAAUCAGGCACCCACAGUGCGUGUGGCAUUCCUGGCACAGACUCCCUCUGGAGUUGUAGAAGCCUUUGAUUUCUCAGAGUAUCAGCCUGAGUUGUUUGAAAAAUUUCAGGCCUUGCGAAAUGAUGGACCAUAUGUGUUCACAGCAGACACUCUCAAAUCUUACCAGGAUAAAUUUAAAACAGCUCCUACUGGAAGUACAAAGGUGGUGAUCCACUUAACUGAUGGUAUUGAUGGUGCUAUGGGACCGCUGGCAGCUGCAUCAGCUAAUCUAAAGAAAGAAGGUGUCAAGGCUCUUAUUCUUGUUGGAUUGGAGCGAGUAUCUAAUUUUGAAGAAGCAAUGAAACUGGAAUUUGGGCGUGGCUUUACUUAUAAUAGGCCUCUCCAAGUGAAUCAGCUGGAUUUAGAUUUUGAAGUGGCAGAGCAAUUGGACAACAUUGCAGAAAGAUCAUGUUGUGCAGUCCCAUGCAAAUGUUCUGGACAACGGGGAGACAGAGGAUUUCCAGGGAUAGUUGGACCAAAGGGAAUUCCAGGGGAAAAUGGCUAUAGAGGCUAUCCAGGAGAUGAAGGUGGACUGGGUGAACGUGGACCCCCUGGGAUAAAUGGAACUCAAGGUUUCCAAGGCUGCCCAGGUGAAAGGGGAAUGAAGGGGGGCCGUGGAUUCCCAGGAGAAAAGGGCGAAUUAGGGGAGAAUGGGCUUGAUGGAAUAGAUGGAGAAGAGGGAGAGAGAGGCUUUCCAGGUGUUCCUGGGGAGAGGGGGAGCCCUGGUAGACAGGGUGGCAGAGGAAGCAAAGGAGAAAUAGGAGACCCAGGUGACCAUGGACUUCGAGGCAAUCCGGGUUCUUUUGGAACGGAUAGCAGUGACAGAGGACUCAAAGGCGAAAAGGGAGAACUUGGAUCAGCGGGAGAACUUGGAAGAAACGGACCACGAGGUGAUGCAGGAGGAGCUGGAAGAGAUGGAGCACUUGGCAGAAGAGGACCACCAGGGAUCAAAGGAAAUAAAGGUGCCCUUGGCUCACUAGGAUUUAAUGGGGAACAAGGAAUUAAAGGUCCCCAGGGACCACCUGGCACAACUGGAAUCCCUGGCCUUCAAGGAGAGCUUGGCCUCCCUGGUCAGAGGGGUGCUGGUGGCCCAGUUGGAGUUGUUGGGGAGCGUGGUAGAUCUGGUCCUCUUGGUAAAAAGGGUGACGCUGGUGAGCCUGGUCCAAAGGGACCCAUUGGGCCUCCUGGGCCUCGAGGAGAAACGGGAGAUGAUGGACGAGAUGGAGUUGGCAAGGAAGGCCCUAAAGGCAGAACGGGACAACCCGGUUUCCCAGGAUACCCAGGACCACGGGGUGUACCUGGAGAUCAUGGUGAUGAUGGUAAACCUGGCCCCAAAGGAAGCAGCGGUGAACGGGGACAUUCAGGGGAACCUGGCCAAAGAGGUCAGAAAGGAGAGAGUGGAUAUCCAGGACCACUUGGAUUUAUGGGUAGCAAAGGAGAGUCUAGAGAUCACUGCACACUUGUACGCAACAUCAAAGAUAAAUGUCCUUGCUGUUAUGGCCCAAAGGAAUGUCCUGUUUAUCCAACUGAAUUGGCCUUUGCUCUUGAUACUGCCGCUGGUGGAAAUGCAGACACUUUCAACAGAAUGAAGGACACAAUAGUGUCAAUUGUUAACAAUAUCACAAUUGCAGAAAGCAACUGCCCCAGAGGUGCCCGAGUAGCACUGGUUACAUACAACAGUGAAGUUACCACUGAGAUACGUUUUGCUGACUCCAGAAAGAAGAAGGAUUUAGUAAAACGAAUUAAGGAUCUCCAAUUUGUUCAGACAUCCAAGCAACGUAGCUUAGAAACAGCCAUGGGAUUUGUGGCCAGGAAUACUUUCAAGCGUGCACGUAGUGGCUUCCUUAUGAGGAAGGUGGCUGUGUUCUUCACCAAUGGGCCAACAAAAGCAUCUCCAAAGUUGAAUGAAGCAGUACUAAGACUGUACAUUGCUGGAGUUCUGCCUGUAUUCCUUACAAACAGAGAGGACAGGGUCCUUAUCGACGCAUUACAGAUAAACAACACUGGUGGACAGGCUUUCGCAUUUACUGGUGGCGCUAGUCAACUGGCUGCAACUAUUAGGAAAGUGUUCACAUGCCAUAUUUGUCUAGAUGUAUGUGAUCCUGAUCCCAGCUGUGGUAUCCAGAGGGGUAGCUUUGGCAGAGACAGACGGGCAGCUCCUACAGAUGUUGACAUUGAUAUAGCAUUCAUCGUGGAUAGUUCUGAGAGUACCACUCCAAUGCAGUUCAAAGAAAUUAAAAGCUACAUUUCCUAUAUAGUAAACCAACUGGAAACUAGUUCUGAUCCCAAGGUAUCUCGACAUCAUGCCAGGGUCGCUGUUGUCCAACAUGCUCCCUUUGAGUUUCAAUCCAACUCAAGCAUAUCUCCUGUCAAAGUUGAAUUGUCACUCACAGAUUAUGGACCUAGGGACAAAUUAACGGAUUUCAUUCAGAACCAAAUUUCACAACUUUAUGGAACACGGGCUGUGGCAACAGCAGUAGACUAUACAAUGAGGCAUAUUUUUGAAAGUGCACCAAAUCCCAGAGAUCACAAAGUCAUUGUUUUGAUGAUGACAGGAGGCAUUGAAAAGGAAGAACUUGAACACCUUCAGGAAGUUAUUAUAGAAGCUAAAUGUAAAGGAUAUUUUUUUGUCAUUAUUGGCGUUGGUAGGAAUAUUAAUAUUCCAAGUAUCUACAGCUUGGCAAGUGAGCCUAAUGAUGUCUUCUUCAAAUAUGCUGAUAAGGCAUCAGAACUUCAUGAAGAACCAUUGCUACAUUUUGGAAGCCUCUUACCAUCCUUCAUCAACAGUGAAAAUGCCUUUUACUUGUCUCCAGAUAUCAGGAAAAAAUGUGAUUUGUUCCAGGGUGACCAGCCAAUAAAAAAAAAUGGCCCAAAACAACUAAAUAUUCCAAAUAAUGUUACUGUCACACCUGCUGUACCAGAAAAAACAGAAGUGAUUAAACAUAAUGGAGACGUCCAGAUAACUGAUAUCACUGAAAAUAGUGCUAAGCUGCAUUGGAUGAUUCCUGAGCUUCAGAAAGUCUAUGUCUAUGACAUCAUAGUCACCUCAGCACAUGACCACUCUUUAGUUGUGAAGCUUAAUUUAACUAGCAAUGAAAGAGUCAUUGGAGGUCUUCAGAGUGGACAAAAGUAUCAUGUUGCUAUCACAGGCUACCAUAAUGCCCAGGCCAAAGCUACUUAUAAGGGAACAUUUAAUACAAAGAGCAUGCCCGCAGUCAAGGGCCCUUCAGCAGCAGCAGCAGCAGCAACCAAUGUAAUGGUGAACACUGAACCUUUGGAAGUCCUUGAAAAAGAUCCUUGCUUACUGGACCUUGACAUGGGCAUGCAGUGCAAGGAGUAUCAGGUUAAGUGGUUCUUUGACUACAAAAACAAGAUCUGCACCCAGGUUUGGUAUGGUGGGUGUGGCGGUAAUGCCAAUAGAUUUGAGACAGAAGCUGACUGCAUUAGCAGAUGUGUGAAGCCAUAUGAGAAAGAUAUGCAGCUUCCUGUCCUUGAGAAAAGUCAUUUGUCAGUCACAGAUAUCUGCCAGUUGAAGAAAGAAGGUGGUCCUUGCAGUAAUUUUGUUCUAAAAUGGUAUUUUGAUCCAGAGACCGCAAGUUGUGCUAGAUUUUGGUAUGGUAACUGUGGUGGAAAUGAAAAUAGAUUUAACACACAGAAAGACUGUGAAAAAGUCUGUGUUUCAGCUCACAUCAAGUCUGGUGUUGUGACAAUGAUUGGAACUUAAUUACAGCAAAAUAUCAACAGAUACCUCUAAGAAAACCAGGAGUCAGCCAUUGCCAACAUACCCCAUGUAGAAGCUAAGGGUAUAAGGCUCCCUUGCACUGUGCUAUUUCUGCUUUACUUUCUGCACAAAUCUUGAAGAAAGUGUUUUGCUGCAUGAUUUUAUCAAUAUGGUGCUAAAAUGUUUGUGGAUUGAAUGCUCAUUGUGUCUGGGAUAUACUCUAUAAUUUCUACAGUAUGUACUAUUUUACCCACCACCAAUUUUAUUUGAUUCAACAAAUUAGAGUUUACUUUGAAUUCUACCAGCAUACCUAUUUUGGCUAUUGUAAAGAUUCUAAAAGAAUGUGGGGAACAAACACUGCCAUUGUUAUAUACUUGUGUUUAUCAUUGUCAUAACUGAACAUAACGUUAGAUGUCUGUUCUGAAAAAAAGGAGUCAACUUUUCAUUGUACUUUUACUCUUGCUGGAUUAGACUUUAUAUCAAUCUUCCUUUAUGUAUGUGUGAUCAAUCACACCAAUGACAAAUGCAGCAUUUGCCAGUACUAUUACACUGCUGGGACUAACAACCAAGUUCAAGAGUUUUUAAAAUAUGGCGUAGAAGGUUUCUAGUAAUCCUCCAAUGUAGUGUGUUUUAUAAUUUUUAAUAUUUUUUGCUGGGGUGGGAAUUCUUUUUUUUAAUUAUUUUGUUUCUAGGAAAUCUUUACAAAAGAACUUUUAAAUAAACUUUUAAAUAAAGUUUAAAUGAGGUUUUGAAAGUCUUCACAUUUCAUUGUGGUGGUGCUUUUUACAAUAAAACAUGAUU